AAAGAGGGGCCGGAUUAUUGCAAAAAUUCGAGCGUUGGGAAGGUUCCAAUUGGCCUUUUUGCUUUCUAGGAUGCCGUGCAUCGACAAAUUGCCGGAUCGAGUUCUUCAUUUAAUCUUUUCAUAUCUACCAACAAAACAAAUGCUCAAUGCAAGCAGAGUUUGUAGACGAUGGAAGGCAAUUAUAGAAAGUCCGGGAUUGUGGACAAAUAUAUCUUUUAGAGUUGCCCAUGGAGGAAUUCAAGUAACCAAUCUAGAACAUUUUACUCAAUUAAUACCUAUACGUUUCACUGAGCUUCGUUCUUGUGAAUUAGCAACAGAUUUAAUUACCCCAAAUAUUCUUCACGAAUUUUCCAAUCGCUGUCCAAAACUUCAAUAUUUAACUCUCGACUUUUCUACAGCAAUGCAACUCCAUGAUUUUAAUGAUCUCCAAUCAUUUCCCAGUAGAUUGCGUUCCUUGACUAUUUGUUUAAGUGAAAAUAUUUUUCUUGAAGCAAAUAGGAAGGCGGGAGAUGGAACAACCCAUUUUACCGAUAACUUGACACUUUUGACUAAUAAUUUAUUUUUUAAAGGUUUUUUGCGGAAAGUUUACACAUUCAUUUCGAGCGUUGAAAUUCUGCAUAUUAUUGGAACCUACGAAAAAGUGGAGGAUGAGGAAGAAGAGGUUUAUGAAACGGUUAAUGUAUUCAAAUUGAAGCAAUAUUUGCCUAAUUUAACUGUGGUUCCUUUUAUUACCGAUGACCAUGUAGACGCUCUAUCUUCAAAUUGUGCCCGUUUACAAUGUUUAUGUAUUAACUAUUGUACUAAAGUUACUGGAUCUUGUCUUCGUUUAGUUCUUCAAAGAUGUAAAAGGCUUACAACACUCCUUUUGGCUUAUACAACAUUAGAUGACAGUAUAAUCCAGCAAUUAGAAUGGGAAAAAACGCGCAUAGAAGAAUUGGAUAUUAGAGCAACUGAAUUAAGUGCAGAAACGCUUAUUUCUUUGUUAACUAGACUACCGCAUUUACGUUGGUUAGACGCUAGCUGGCUAGAAAAUUUUACCGACCAAGUUCUCGACAGAUUUAUGGAGUCAACCACAAUAAACAAUAUUGAAUAUUUGUCAUUAGAUACUUGUGAUUCUCUCUCAGAAUUUGCUUUGACUGAUUUAGUUGCUCGUUUUGGGCAUCAAUUAAAGGCUUUAAAUUUGGGAGGGCAUGGUAAAUUACUGGAAUAUUUUUGGAUGAAUUCAAUUACCCGAUUAAACAAUGUUUGUGUGUUGGUUAUGGGGGUAGCCGAAGAUUGUUGUCCAAAGGUAACAGCAAAAAUACACAUUGACCAGUUUAUUGACUGUAUAGCUCAAAACUGCCCUUCACUAACCCGCCUAGAAAUUCGCUGGGAUGAUGGGACUUUAAGAUUUUCUGAUAAAUCGAGCAAAUUCAUCGAUGUUCUUCGAAUGAAAUGCCCAAAAUUGCAUUCAAUUGUAUUAAGUGACGGGCAAUAUUAUGAGUUAGUUAGAUCAAAUUUUGAAAGAGCUGAUCGAAUGUCAGUUGUUAGAACAACAGAAAUGUGUAGAACAGGAAUUCUUCAAUGCUCAAAAUUUUAUAAUCAAUUACUUUUUAAUUGA
Molecule: messenger RNA, 1600 nt
Organism: Meloidogyne enterolobii
Lineage: Eukaryota; Metazoa; Nematoda; Chromadorea; Rhabditida; Meloidogynidae
Source: the annotation of a GenBank genome assembly